Messenger RNA from Aphanomyces invadans, 1164 nucleotides. RefSeq lists its product as hypothetical. NCBI's taxonomy places the organism in Eukaryota, Oomycota, Saprolegniomycetes, Saprolegniales, Verrucalvaceae. Bases 6 to 1142 code for a protein of 378 amino acids. The transcript has a single exon. The record is from RefSeq and is a predicted model, not a curated record.
GAAGGAUGUCGACCACGACAGUACUUGUGGCGGCGACCCUUGGCAGUGUUGCCUCGUUGUACGCCUUCCGCCAUCAGAUCAAUGCAGCCGCGUCAAGGAUCAAUGCCAUCGUGCGACUGCUUGCCCUUGCCACGUCUUGGAUCGUCCGCUAUUCUGGAACACCCAGCUCAUUGUCCAAGUUGAACACGGUGGAGCAACUGGCGCCGAAUGUCAUCCGUGUGCUGGGGCUGAACCCUGGCCGCAUGACUCUGCAAGGCACGAAUACAUAUAUUGUUGGGACAGGAAAGCAGCGCGUGUUAAUCGACACGGGGGACGGGUCAAAGGCUUACAUGGACCUCCUCGUUGCGACGAUGCGUCGCUUCGACAUUGACGGGUUCUCGGACAUCCUGCUUACCCACGGCCACUUUGACCAUGUCGGGGGGUGUUGGGCGCUUCAAACUGCGUUUCCCAACGCGAAAAUGUGGAAACUGCUCACGUACUCGUCAACUGGAACGGCGUCAGUGUGCGAAUGUUCUGCCCACGUCUCCAACACAUUUGUCCAGGACCAAUUCCACAUGCAAGACUUGCAUGUGCUUUGUGUUUUGAACAAGACCAUCCAAACGGAAGGCGCUUCCAUUGGCGUGCUUCGAACCCCCGGACAUACCAACGAUCAUGUAUGCUUCACCCUGUACGACGAUGCAACCAAUCUGGUCGCCAUCUUCACGGGCGACUGCAUCGUUGGCGAAGGGACAUGCACAUUCCAGAACUUGACCGAGUACAUGGAAUCCUUGGAGUUGCUCAAGUCACAGGCGUCGACUACGCUGUACCCCGGUCACGGUCCAGUUCUUUCGAACGCCAUGGAUGCCAUCGAGGUGUACAUCGCCCACCGUCGCAAGCGAGAAGUCGAAAUCCUCGCUCACCUCUCGUCGUUGGAGAACGGUGCCAUGGCCACACCGGCCCAAAUCGUCGCGACAUUGUAUCCUGGACUCCCUUUCUUCUUGACCAUUCCAGCAAAACGCAACGUCCAACUGCACCUGAACAAACUCGAAAUGGAACGUCGCGUCGUUCAAAUACAACCACGGUCGUACCAAUUGGCCAGGUUACCAAGUACUACGUGCCGUGACGCUGGUGGUGCGAUUCACGGAGUUUUCACCCUGGAAUAAUUCGCAUUCGUUGCUGUUCGUU